CACACACUUUUGGCAAGGGCUGAACCACUUUUUUUGCGUACAAAAAGUCACCGAAUGAACAGUACAAGGAAAUUAUUGAUUUUUUUCGCAUAAAACAUAUUCAGUUCAAAGACAAAAUAUAGUGCAAGUGAUUUUUUGGCUAAAUUAAUUUGUAGUGUGUGUCUGUUAAUUAAUUAAUUAAAAAUGAUUUAAAAUUUUAAAAGAAUAUAUUAAAAGAGAUUAGUUUGCAACAUUUUCCUGUUCCGGAAGAACUCAUUUUUAGCUCAUAAUGGCUGACAGUGAAUUCGAGGAAUUUCAUCGUCCAAUAUUUGAAGCACACACAAUACAAUAUACCAAUAGUACCGUUAGUGGUGCCAAAAAACCAAAUCCUCAUACAUUUUACUCUCUAAUACCCAAUGAUGAUCUGGAGGAUUCCCCUUCUUCGAAAAGUGACACUUCAGAUCAGGAGGACAAUGGUGAUUGCAAUAAAAACAACAGACAAGUGGAAGAUGAUGAAAUUGGCGAUGGUUUAAAGGUGGUAUCGUUGUCAUCGGAUGGUUCCUUGGAUACCAAUGAUUCAUUUAAUUCACACCAUCAUCAUCCAUUGAACCAUCAAGAUGCUAUUGGUGGUUUAGUGGGCAUUGGCUCCAGCAAUACACACAAUGGCUCGCAUCAAGUAAACCACUCGACUCACAGUUUACCCAUUGGCAUAUUAAAUAAUCAACAGCAGCAACAACAACAACAACAACAAAGACGUCGCCGAAAGUUGCCCGAAAUUCCCAAAAAUAAAAAAUCUUCCAUUCUGCAUCUUUUAGGUGGUGGUGGUGGGGGUGGUGUUGGUGCUGGCGGCAAUGGCUUUGAACAGUCAUCUUUGGCCGAUGAGAUGUCCAACGGUCAGGGUGUUGGUCGCAAUCGAGGAAUGACUGGUCCCCAGGGACGGCAUAAUCAACGAUCAUUUUUGACGCUCAAACAUAGUUACCUUCUAGACGAGGAUUCCAGUCCCGAUUCGGAACGUUUACAAAGCUUGGGUGAUGUUGACAGUGGUCAUAGUACUGCUCAUUCUCCAAAUGAUUUCAAGAGCAUGUCUCCACAAAUUACUUCUCCUGUAUCGGAAUCACCCAUUCCACAACCCUUCGGUGGGGUGCCUUUUGCCCACCUUGAAAUGCUAGAGGCCACACACAGAGGUCUGCACAAAUUUAUACCACGUCAUCAUGAUGAGAUCGAAAUAGAAAUCGGUGAUCCAGUGUAUGUACAAAAGGAGGCCGAUGAUUUAUGGUGCGAGGGAGUUAAUUUACGAACUGGCCGUCAAGGCAUCUUUCCCUCAGCAUAUGCCGUUGAUUUGGACUAUAAUGAAUUUGAUCCAACCGUGCAGCAGGUUAAGAAAGAACGUUAUCUAUUGGGUUAUCUCGGUUCGGUGGAGACCUUAGCCCAUAAAGGCACGGGUGUGGUUUGUCAAGCGGUGCGUAAAAUUGUCGGUGAAUAUGGUAAUUCGCCCACAGGUCAAGUAUGCAUUCUGGAAAUAUCUGAUCAAGGUUUACGCAUGGUAGAUCGUUCCGGACCGAAUAAUAAAAAGGAUAAGAAACCUUGCAUUGAUUAUUUUUACUCGCUCAAAAACGUAUCUUUUUGUGCGUUUCACCCAAGGGAUCAUCGUUUCAUUGGAUUCAUAACCAAACAUCCAACGGUACAACGUUUUGCAUGUCAUGUUUUUAAAGGAUCUGAAUCAACUAGACCUGUAGCAGAGGCUGUGGGACGUGCAUUCCAACGUUUCUAUCAAAAAUUCAUUGAGACGGCUUAUCCCAUUGAAGACAUCUACAUUGAAUAAAUUUACAUAUAACCCACAUCGAGGGUCUCUAAUAAGAAUAUAUAUAUAAAUAGCUACAUAUAUAUGUGUAUAUAAUAAAUAUAUAGGUACGAAAAACAAAAAUUACUUUCAAAUCUUAAAGAAUAAAAAAACAGAAAAAUAUUGUCUUCGCCUCUAAACCAACACACACACACAGACACAGACACAGACACACAGUCGAAAUGAAUAAAAUUAAAAAUACAAGUUAAAACAAAUGAAAGAAAGGAUUUCUAUAUCCUUAACUAACAUUUGACUAUAUUUAAUAUAUAUUUUAUUCAAAUAAACUACAAAACAAAUAAAAUCUUAAAGUAUUAUUUAUUAGUUUAAAUAAUUAUACACACACAUACAUACAUAUUUAAUCUUACGAAAAAAACCAAAAAGAAGUAAAUUUCUUUAUAGUUUCAAAAAAAUAUGGAGUGACAAAAAAUCAAAAAGAAAAAACAAAAAUAAUUAACAAAAAUAAAACUUUGCAAUUAGUUGAACUACAAUACACUACAAUAGCAACAACCUACAAUAACAACAACAACAACAACUAAGAAAAUGUAUCCAAAUAUUGUUCGUAUUAAUUUUGAAUUAACUUAAAAGAAAAACAAAGAAAAAAAGAAAAGAUAAUAAAGAUUCAUUAUGACAAUCUUUUGAGCAUUAUGAUGUACUCGUUAUGAAUUCUACUUCAAAACGAAUUUGUUUUAAAUUCAUUCAACACUCAACCCUUUCAACUGAAAUUUGCAUUAAGUCAUUAAAUAUAUUUAAUAUAUUUUUCUGUGAUCCACUUUUUAUUUUUGUUUUUGUUGUAGCUGUGAGUCGCAUUUAAUUGUUCAGAUAAGGUGUCCAAUCAAAAUAUAACUAAUUAUUAUCGGUCGGCUGAUGUGAACACUUAUUUGUUAUUUUUUUUUUAUUUCUCUUAGUUUAUUUUAACAAUUCUUAAGAAUCGGAAGUAAAUAUUAUCUUAAGUAAUAUAAAUUAUAAAUGAAAUAAAUAACAACAAUAACAACGUAAGAGCGUAAUCUCUGUCUCUCUUAAUAAAACGUUAAUGACUAAUACAUGUCAACGGUAGACAGUAAAGUAGAUAAAGAGUUUAUUUUUGAAAAUUGUAAUAAAAUAAUGUAGUAGUCAUUUUUAGUUAAAUAUUUAAUAAAGUUGAUUGAAUAAUCUCAAAUAGAAAAGAAUUUUAUAUAUAGAAUCCAACAUAUUUAUCUAAUUUAAUUGAAUGAUUUAGUUAUUUACACAAAACGAUAUUGGUUAUACCAAUCCUAAGUUCCACAUUUGAACUAUAAAAAGUUUAUAUCUUUUUACUAAUAGACAAGAUAGUGAGAGCUUAAGAUUCGAAAAGUUCCAGAGAAGCUAGUAAUUACAUACCAGAGAUGGCAAUUCCAUUUGUAAGUUUACUAAACUACAUUAAAAUAUUCACUUUUUUGAUUCAGUUUGACAUUUCUUUUUCGAAAAUUAUAGCAAUAUGGGAAAAAACAAAUCAAACCGACUUCAUGAGUCCAUAAACUAGUCAAUAAGCAAAUCAUUAUUUAAGAUCACUUCACACGAUCACAGUUUACGUACGUAAACUGUUCUACACCGAUUUUUGACAGAUCGUGUAAAACAGGCUUUAGCGUAUAGAUUAGAUAAUAGACUUGUUCAUAGACUAUUUAAUAGACUAGUCAAUGGAAUAGUUUAUAGAGUUAUCAAUAUAGUAAACUAGCGCUAAGAAUAGUUAAUACUUAGACUAGUCCAUAGAAUAGUCAAUAGAGUACACCAUACGAGAGAUCAUAGACUAAUUAAUAGUCUUGUUAAUAGACUAGCCCAAAGAAUAAUAGAAAAAUCUAGUUAAUAAACUAGCUAAUAGACUAGUCCAUAGACAUACUAGUAAUUUAUCUUGUUACUAGACUAGUCCAUAGACUUGUCCAAGCUUAAGUCUAUAAAAUAGUCUUUAGAUUAAUGCAUAGAAAGAAGAAAACUAAUCCAAAUACUAUUUUUCAUCUUUUGAAGGUAAAAAAUCAACCCAAGUAGGUAAUUAUUUAUUCGAUACCCACCUGAGGUUAAAGAGCGCACAACAGACCCGAUAAAAAAAUCUUCCGAUUUAAUUUGUAAAAGUGAUCAUCAUUUGCAUCAGAAACUACCACCUAGAAUACAUGGAGAAAAAAAUUGAAAGUUUAACUUUUUUAUUUAAAAACCUUAAAGUUUAUCAAGUUUAGUCAUGAAUUAAAAGAACUGGAGCCAAAUAUUUAUAGAAAAAUCAAAGAUCAGUUUCAUUCGUUUAUCUUGAAAGAAAACUAAUGACGAAUAACGAAACUACCUAUAGCCUACAUUCCUGAUAAAAUGGAAAACCUUUCUGCACAUAAAUUGAUAACGCUUUAAACAUAUCGUUCCCACGACAGUUGUCAUAUUCCAGGAGAAAAAUGUCGGCCUCAGUGGAACUGUUAGUACAACAUCGGUAAUAUAAAUUUAUAUCGUGUAAAAUAAUUUCAAAAGAAUAAGUUUUUUCACUAGGGUUCCUAAGUUUAUAUUUUUUCUAAUUCCGUUGCAUUAUACUCGUCCAGAUAGUGUCAAUCUAUUAACAACAUAAUAGCUCUCAAUGGCUACAUUACAAUCUGCAUAAAAUUCUAUUAAUUUCUAUAACCAUUUUGUUUUUAAUUGCUAUCUAAAAGGAUUCAAAAAACAAGGACCAUAACCUUUCUCAGUUAGACGAUAACAAAUCCUUCUUUUUCAUCUCGUUGGCUUCUAUUCAUUAUUCGAAUAACAGAUCAACAACAACUUAGUGCCGGUCCACAUUAGCAGACUUUUUAUUGGGAAACUUUUGAUUUUACGCGAGAGAGACAGAGAAUGAAAUAUGAUUCAUGUCACUCGGGGUACGGAGUUUUUCGUAUUCGGAAACUUGUGUUGUUUUGUUAUUCUUCUUAUUCGUACAAAAACAAAGCAAUGCAAUCAACACAUAGUUUCUGAAACAAAUGUUUCUAUGUCUAGACAUUAAGGAAACUUCAAAAAUUUACAACAAGUUUUUCAAUAAAACUUUCCUAGUAUGGACCAGGUCUUAUGUAAUGAAGUCGCAAUAUUGCAUUUCUUCUUUAUUAGUGAUUUUUUCACUAGAACUAAACUUUUACUAUUGGCACUUGAUCAUCUGAGACGAUGACCAUUCAACUCGAACUAUUGAAAGUAAACAACAACAAUUGUCAUUAAAUGUCUGGCAGUUCGAAAAUCAGUCAAUGCAUGAGCAAAAUAUACAUAUUGUAUUUCCUCUAUGCACUUUAAUUUGAUGUAUUUCAAUUUAUUAUCAGUUAAAGGAGGCCUACUGUGACUUAUAGGUGUUGCUAUUUCCGGCAAUUAAUUUUCUCUCUCUCUAUUUUGUUCUAAAGGAGAAUCGUUAACAUAAACAAUCACAAGAUUCAAAUUUUUAACAAAUUUUAUUAUAAUUUUAAUACAAUAUUUUUCUUAAAAAAAAGAUAAAGCUACUUUAAUUAAAUAACUUUAGCUAUUUUUAGAAUAACACCAUAAACCGGUUGUAGUCUAAUUUAUAUAAUUAUGUUGACUAUAUAUGAACAAAAAAAAAGGAAUUUGUUACAAUAUCUAAAUAUAGACAAUUAUAUGCAACAAUUACUGAGCUAUACAAAUAACACCGCUAUUAUUCGGAUUCAGAUUAAAUAAAUACAAAUAGAAAUUUCAAAGCAAAUACCGCCAAGUUUAAGGAAAAAUUAUCAGUAAAGAUUUGCGUACUUUUUAAGAAGUCUAAAUAAAUAUAUGUUUGAAUGAAUGUAUGUAUGUAGUCUUAAAUAAAUAGUAGACCAAAUAUUAAAAAAAAAUACCAGAGAUAAAUGUUUAACGUCAUUAAACGUAAAUAAAUAGAACGAGAAAAAAAAACAUCCCUAGAUAUUUUAAACACAAGAACAUUUUUUUACAAUAUUUAUAUUUUGUUUAAUUAAGAAAAAAAUAUUUAUUAUAAAAUUAAA
Lucilia cuprina (Australian sheep blowfly) is the source of this 5751-nucleotide messenger RNA. RefSeq names its product JNK-interacting protein 1 (gene Aplip1). Gene Ontology annotation, biological process: regulation of JNK cascade. The transcript has 5 exons. The record is from RefSeq and is a predicted model, not a curated record. The coding region runs from base 269 to 1801 and encodes 510 amino acids. Lineage: Eukaryota; Metazoa; Arthropoda; Insecta; Diptera; Calliphoridae. Gene Ontology annotation, molecular function: protein binding. Gene Ontology annotation, cellular component: cytoplasm.